AUGAAAGAAGGGUCUCAGAGAUACAGUGUGUGAACUUAAUGUGUUUAAAGAAAGUUUAAACUACUGUGGUUUGUCUUAAAAGUAGCUGUAAUUGGUCAUUUUUAGUAAUUUGUCUGACUUAGCUUAGUGUUCAUAACAUUUAAAAAGGGGAGAUUUACUACAGAGAGGGUGGCAAGCAAAUAUGGCAUUCAUGUUAAAAGCGAUGAUGGGAUCAUCAAUGAAGAAUUUAGGGAAUAAUCUUGGGGGCGAAGCAGAGGUGAAGGAAAAUCCAGAUGGAAAGGAGACAGCAGAGUCCAAGGGAAUGACACGGGAAGAGUUUGAGGAGUAUCAGAGACAACUAGUGGAAGAGAAAAUAGAACGGGAUCAUGCCUUUGCACAUAAGAAAGCAGAGCGAGCAGCUGUCAGAAUGCACAUGAGGGACAAAUACAGACUUCCACAGAGUGAAAAGGAUGAUGCCCAGUUGCAGAUGGUGGGAGGAGAAGUGGAACUUCCUGAGGAUCUGGCCAAAAUGGUGCAAGAAGAUGAGGAGGAGGAGGAAGAGGGCUCCUUUCUGUCCAUGUUGCCAGAAUUUGAUAUUGAUGCCUUUAAGGUACGAGCUCAAGGCACAUAUACUGAGGCCAGAAGAGUGGCGGAGGAAAAGUGUGCGCUUAUGUGACAGCUGAUACAGUCUUGCAUUUAGAAGCUAAGAAGAAGGAAAUAGAACAUGAAAGGUGGAAAGACACCAGCCAAUGUGACUCCUUUAUAUGAAACUCGGUUUGGCCGGAGCCGCACGAGUUAAUACUUAGGAUUGUCAAAACAAGCCAUGGAGUAUGGAUUCUGCUUUUUAUUAGAUCUAAGGAGCAACAGCUAAUACACACCACAUGAGGGCUCACAUGAACUUCCAAACACUCUAGUACUGUCAGAUAGGAGUGUACUACUGCACAGUCUAGCACACAGACAUUAAAACAUAUACAGAUCUCUUGAGAAACUAUAAGUGCAUUUGAUACUUUCAUAUUCACUAAUAUUUAGCUCAGAACUUAAAUUCAUAAAGAUUUUAUUACUACACGAUUCAAUGUUUUUACUGUUUCAGUUUAGUGCAAUGAGCACAUUUUUGUUCUUCAAAACAACUGAACAACAGAAUAAUUAUUCUUCUGUAAAAGUUAUUUUUAUGUAAGAGCUGUGAAAUGGUAUUUAAAAGAGCAGCAUUUCAGUGUCGUUUAGGGGAAGAAAAUUUUGUCUGUAUUCCUUCUUAAAAAUAGGUAACUUGAGACUGAAAUGUUAUUUUUAUGAACUUGCAUAAAUUAACCAAAGCAAAUUUCUCAUUAGCCUUAUUCUUUAUUAUCAGCUUCCUUCUGAAUUCCAAUUAUUCUUUAUCAGCUUCCUUCUGAAUUCCGAAUUUUAACAGGCAUUGUUUUUUAAGAGGUGUUGGACAUAUACACACUUUAGAUUUUACACACAGUUAAAACUUAUUUUAAAGCUAUUCCCUUUGAUUAAAACAUGGCUCCUUAAUCCUUAGAAUAAUGCUUCAUUGUAAAGGUAUUAUGUUUAAAACAUCUGAGUUUUCUAUGCAUCUGUCUAUGCAGAGGACCUCUAUAUAUGGAGAGGAACUCUUGUCUUUAAAGGAAAAGUAACACAAA
Xenopus tropicalis (tropical clawed frog) is the source of this 1616-nucleotide messenger RNA. Its product is annotated as provisional ortholog of complexin 4. NCBI's taxonomy places the organism in Eukaryota, Metazoa, Chordata, Amphibia, Anura, Pipidae. The transcript is spliced from 3 exons. Gene Ontology annotation, cellular component: synapse. The coding region runs from base 182 to 655 and encodes 157 amino acids. The record is from RefSeq and is a predicted model, not a curated record. Gene Ontology annotation, biological process: neurotransmitter transport.